CUCUGAGGAUCUUCCUCCUGCGCUUCCUUGAGAAGAAAGCGUGAAAUGUGCAGCGAGGGCCUUAAGGAGCCCCAAACGAGAGCUAAGGAUGCUCUGGCGGUAAUGACACAAGACGCGCUCAUUCACGUCUCUCCGUUUUGAGUCAAUCGGCUGGGGCGAGCCCGCGCGCGACUCUCUCGCGGACUCCCUCUCAGCCCAGCUCGUGCCCAAAUAGAGCCUGGCGGCCGGCGCGCGCUUCCUCCCUCCCUUCCUUCCUCCCUCCCCCCCGCGACGAGGAGCGCGCGCCCUUUUCGCGCUCGCGGCUGUUUCCUUCCCCUCGGCACGCAGCACGCACCCAGCGACAGCUCCACAGCUUGGGAGUGAAUUUGGGCUGAGGCUGGCAAAGUCUUUCUCAGAGAUGGACUUCUCAAGUCAGUUCUCGCAAGGUUCCUGCUAAGGAAUUAUCGUCCUCCCUCUCCGGCUGCAUUCGGAAGCCUUCCAGACCUCAGGCUGGAGCUCUUUCCCCAGUGAGACGAAGCACGGCUUGCUCGGGGAAUAGACACAACAGUAGUCAAGGUUGGGGUGGAAAAGGGAAAAAAACCCCCACAAAAAACAAAACCCAAGACGGUUUGGAAAUGCGAAUCCUUCGGCGUUUGCUGCUCGUCUCCGUCCAGCUCUUCUGCCUCUGCCGAAUAGAUUUGGCUUCUGGAUAUUUAAGGCCACAGCGAAAACUUAUUGAAGACGUUGACUGGUCCUAUUCAGGAGCAUUAAAUCAGACAAGCUGGGGGAAAAAAUAUCCAGCAUGCAAUGGUGCCAAACAAUCACCUAUUAAUAUUGACGGGGAUCUAACUCAAGUAAAUGUGCAUCUUAAGCAUCUGAAAUUCCAAGAUUGGGAAAAUGAAACAUCAGAAGAUACUUUAAUCUACAAUACAGGCAAAACAGUGGCAAUUAAUCUGACAAAUGCAUACUUUGUUACUGGAGGAGGCUUAGAAACUAUAUUCAAAGCAAGCAGGAUAACAUUUCACUGGGGGAAAUGCAAUAUAUCACAUGAUGGAUCUGAACAUAGUAUAGAUGGACAAAAAUACCCUCUUGAGAUGCAAAUCUACUGUUAUGAUGCAAAUAAGUUCAAGGAUAUAGAUGAAGCAAUUGAAGGAAAUGGGAGAUUAAGAGCUUUAUCAAUUUUAUUUGAGGUUGGUCUGGAAGAUAAUAUGAAUUACAAUUCAAUUAUUAAUGGAGUUGACAGUGUUCGCCGUUUUGGGAAGAAAGCUAAACUGAAACCUUUCAUCUUGUCGAACCUUUUGCCAAAUUCAACAGACAAAUAUUACACUUACAAUGGAUCUUUAUCAACUCCACCGUGCUCAGAGACAGUUGAAUGGAUUAUAUUCAAAGAUACUGUUAAUAUUUCAGAAAACCAGCUUUCAAUAUUCUGUGAUGUCCUUACCAUGCAACAGUCUGGUUAUGUGAUGCUGAUGGACUACCUGCAAAAUAAUUUUCGAGAGCAACAGCAUCAGUUUUCUGGCCAGGUGUUUUCCUCAUAUACUGGAGAGGAAGAAUUUCACGAAGCAGUUUGCAGCUUAGAACCAGAAAAUGUCCAAGCUGAUCCAAAGAACUAUACCAGCCUUCUAGUUACUUGGGAAAGGCCACGAGUUGUGUAUGACACAAUGAUUGAGAGAUUUGCUGUUUUCUACCAACAGCUGGAAGGAGAAGACCAGACAAAGCAUGAAUUUCUAACAGAUGGGUAUCAGGACCUGGGAGCUAUUCUGAACAAUCUGCUGCCAAACACAAGUUAUGUUCUUCAGAUAGUUGCUGUUUGUGCUAAUGGUCUCUAUGGAAAGUAUAGUGAUCAAGUGAUCGUUGACAUGCCUUUGGAUGAUCCAGAAAUUGAAUUUCCUGAACUGACUGAAGAUUAUGAGGAGGAAGAUUCAAUGGAAGAGGAAAGAGCAGGGUUGGGUGAAGAAGCUGCAGUAAUUGCCAGCACAGAUAGUGUGACGAACGAAAUAAGGAAAAAAGAAUUCCAGGUUACUACAUCUACCUACAGUCAGGAAAGAAUGGGGACAAAAUUCAAUGAAGCUGGAACACACAGAUAUAUAGCAAGAGAGGAAGACUCGUAUGGAAAAAAUGAUCAAUCCAAAGCAACUUUUUAUUCAACAUCUCAGCCUAUCGCUGAAGUACCAAAGGAAGAAGAGGAUGAUUUUAUGGAAUCUCAAGCAGUUACUGCAAUGGUCCCUCCAGCAAGCAGCUCCACCAAAGGUAAUGGGGAAGACUAUGCACACACUUUUUCUUACAAUGAGACCACAAGAGCAUCUGCUGCUGAUAAUAAUGAAGAUGAUAUAGAAGUGUCUGCUUUUAAGCCUGAUCUAGACACUGAUGACUCUUGGGGUUCCAUUUCUACCACUUCUGCUACAUGGUUAGUCACUGCGGAGACAUCUCAGGAAAACAUCAUUAGUUCAGGAAGCCCAGAAAUAAGCAUGCACGAAGAUCUCUCUCAAGACUAUAUCAAAAUUCCAUCAGAAGAUUUAACUUCUCCAAGAGCUGAAGAAUCUGCAGAGAAAAUACCUGCAGUCAAUGAGAAUUUGUGGUAUCAUAAUAGUACAGAUAUUACUGCUGUUCCAUUGGAUAGUCAGCAGUUUUUUCACUCUAGUUCCCCAAAUCCUGCUACAGUGCCUUAUCCCAAUGGUCCACUGGUGUCACAAGAUACUUCAGUUACGGAUAUAGGAUUGCCACAUUCUUCUACCUUUGCUUUCUCCCCUACUGAGUUGUCAUCUUAUUCUGUCUCUUCAAAUUCUGAGGAACAUGACUCUGCUUCUGCUGCCAGUGAGGUAGUCUCUCAGACAACUCAACCAGUGUAUAAUGGUGAGAUACCACUUCAACCUUCCUACAGUAGUGAAGUGUUUCCUCUAGUCACCCCUUUAUUGUCUGACGCUCAGAUGCUCAACACUUCCCCUGCUGCAUCAAGUAGUGAUGUGACCUUGCAUGCUACACCUGUUUUUCCCAGUGUUGAUGUGUCAUUUGAAUCCACCCUGUCUUCCUAUGAUGAUGUACUUUUGCUUCCAUUUUCCUCUGCUUCCUCCAGUAGUAAAAUGUUUCACCAUCUGUAUAUGGUUUCUCAAACAUUUCCACAAGCUACUCCAACUGCUGAGAGUGAUAAGGUGUCCCUGCAUGCUUCUCUGACAUUGGCGGAGGGUGGCAUAUUAAUGCAGUCAAGCCUCACUCAGUUUUCUGAUGUGACAUCACAUCAGAUGGUCGGUGCUGCUUCAGAGACAUUGAUAUUUGGUCAUGAUAGAACUCACUUGUUGUCUCAAGUUGAACCAUCCAGCAAUGAUUUAAAUGUGCAUGCACUGUCUACAAUGUCUGAACUUACUUAUGCUUUAUCUAGUAAUGUGGGCUCUCUCCAAACUGUUGCUGCUUCCUAUUUUUCUUCAGAAUUUGUGCAUGAUUCUGUUGGCACAUUUCAGCAGGGUCCAUUGUUUAGCAGCUAUAGCAAUGUGCUGGUGCAUAAGCCUUCUUCUGCAAUAUCGCAAGCUGACACUUUGCUGCCUACAUGCUCUCUAUCUAGCAAAAUGGAUUGGUCUGAAGUAUAUUCUGGUAGUGAGUCCCUUUUGCCUGACACAGAUAUUUUGACCAUACUUAAAGCCUCUUCACAUGAUUCUUCAGGUGAAUUGAUAUGCGGCACAUCUGGGUUUAGUGGUGAUGUUGAGAUGCCUCACAAAAAAAGUGUAAUAUAUGGAUAUGAAAGAGAACUGCAAAUUUCUUCUUUCAGUGAAAUGGCUUCCCCUGCUGAAAGUGAAAUGACUGAACUUCCAACAACAGUGCCUAAUGAUGAAAUUACUAAGCAGGAUAAAACUUUAGAAGAGAUCCUCAGUACUGUUUCUAGCGCAAAGGGAAUCCUUCCAGUAUCUAUUGCUUUUCCAGUUACUAAGGUGUUUGAUUAUGAUGUUAGUAAACGCUCAGAAAAUCAUGUUCCUGUUCAGCCUUUGCAUGUUACAACACCAGCCUUUGAUGACACUUUGCUUAAGCCUUUGCUUAGUGCAAUCUCAGAGCAAGCUUUUUCUACCCCUGCUUCUAGCACAAUAUCGUCUCCUUCCUCCCAGCAGUAUUUUUAUGAGGCUUCAGCUACAUUAAAUAGUGCAUUGCUGCAAACUUUCUUUCAGCCUUCUAAUGAAGGUACACUGCUUAGAACAUCUGUAACUGUGCCUAGUGAUCCAGCAUUGAUUGAAAAAACCACAAGGGUAUCCACUGGUAGUUCUACAUUUGACCAAAUAUUGCACCAAAUGGCAUCAGAUUCUGCUGAGAAUAAAACAGUGCUGCGUUCUACAUCAGCACCAUCCACUGUAAAUAUAACACAUACUGCCAAUGUCCCCACAGAUUCAACAGAAGGUUUAACUGUUUCCUAUAUAAGUGAUGAACACAUUUCACCCAGUUUGCUUAACAAUGAAGACAUACAUCAGGUUGCUCCUUCAUUGUACAAUAACGAUGUGUCGUAUCUGUCAACCGAUUUAGAAAAUGCAAGUGCCUUACCAUUCAAAGCAGUGAACACAGUGACUGUCCCUUUCUUGUCAACUGAUAUAUUACCAAAUACAGCCACUUCUGCUAACAGCCAUAGUCUUUCACGUGUUGCUCAGAAGGAUGAGUUCCUCACUUUUUCCUCAAGUGCUAAUACGGUUGAUACUACAGUUUCUGUGCCUGAAAUCAUUUCUGGUUCUGUUCAUCAUGCCUUUACAAAUAUAUCAGAUAUUUAUAUUUCUGUUAAAGUUAAUUCUCCCAGCAAUGAUGAUGAUAUAUCUUUGAACACUUCAUUGGUUCCCACUAAAGUAACCCCUAAGUUAUCCUCCAUGACUAGUUCUGAUACUGAUUUGUGGUCCUCUAUGGUUGAUGAUGAUUAUGAUGAGUAUGAUAGUGGCUUUCCUGUAAAUGGUUGUCACAAAUGCAUUUCCCAUAGAGAAACUCAGGAAGAGGUAGAUGAGCCAGAUACACAGGUAAAGAGUGUGAACAAUCAGCAUAAUCUAAUUAUAAAUUCACAUUUUCAAACACCUAAAGAAGAAGAGAAGAAAACCACAAAUGCUCUGUCAGACCAUAUGAUAAUCCAUGAGGUGGACCAGCUGAAGUACACUCCAGUCCCAGCAGUGGCUUCCAGUAUGAAGAUUAAGGAACACAGUGAUGCAGCCAUGUUGGAUAACCACAUCCAGACUGUUAGCAACCCACUGCAAAAUGAAUCAAAGUCUAAAUCAUGGGCAGUUUUUACAAGUGAUGAAGAGAGUGGUUCUGGUCAAGGUAUCUCAGAUAGCCUUAAUGAUAAUGAGACUUCAACAGAUUUCAGUUUUUCUGACCUUAAUGACCGUGACUCUGAGGGGGAAGUUGGAGCAGGUAACUCAGAAUUAACUUCUGGAUCACAACAGUCACCAGUAGCAUCCAUACCUAGUGGUCACUCCUCAGUAUUCAACGUUUCUGAGGCAGAGGCAAGUAAUAGUAGCCUUCAGUCGCUUAUUGGUCUCGCAGAACAGAAGACAGUUAUACCUCUUGUGGUCGUAUCAGCCCUGACUUUCAUCUGUCUAGUGAUUCUUGUUGGUAUUCUCAUAUACUGGAGGAAAUGCUUUCAAACUGCACACUUCUAUUUAGAAGAUAACACCUCACCUCGGGUGAUAUCCACUCCCCCAGCUCCUGUCUUCCCUGUCUCAGAUGAUGUUGGAGCAAUCCCAACAAAGCAUUUUCCUAAACAUGUUGCGGAUUUACAUGCCGGUAAUGGGUUUACUGAAGAGUUUGAGAUACUGAAAGAGUUUUACCAGGAAAUCCAGAACUGUACAGUAGAUCUAGGCAUUACAUCAGACAGCUCUAAUCAUCCAGACAACAAGAAUAAGAAUAGAUACAUAAACAUUGUUGCCUAUGAUCACAGUAGGGUUAAACUUGCUCAGCUUGCAGACAAGGAUGGAAAGCUUACCGACUACAUUAAUGCCAAUUAUGUUGAUGGAUACAACAGACCGAAAGCUUAUAUUGCAGCUCAAGGGCCUUUGAAAUCAACAGCUGAAGAUUUCUGGAGAAUGAUUUGGGAACAUAAUGUGGAAGUCAUUGUUAUGAUAACUAAUCUUGUUGAGAAAGGAAGGAGAAAAUGUGACCAGUACUGGCCUGCUGAUGGUAGUGAAGAAUAUGGAAACUUUUUAGUCACUCAGAAGAGCAUUCAUGUGCUUGCUUAUUACACAGUGAGGAAUUUCACUAUUAGGAACACCAAGGUGAAAAAGGGCUCUCAAAAAGGAAGAUCUAGUGGCCGUGUAGUUUCCCAGUAUCAUUAUACUCAGUGGCCUGAUAUGGGUGUUCCUGAAUACACGUUGCCAGUACUCGCAUUUGUUCGAAAGGCAUCAUAUGCUAAACGUCAUGCUGUAGGACCAGUUGUCGUUCACUGCAGUGCUGGUGUUGGAAGAACAGGCACAUACAUAGUAUUAGACAGUAUGCUACAGCAAAUUCAGCAAGAAGGGAUGGUCAACGUUUUUGGCUUCCUGAAGCACAUACGAACACAAAGGAACUACUUGGUACAAACAGAGGAGCAGUAUGUCUUUAUUCAUGACGCACUUGUGGAAGCCAUACUUAGCAAAGAAACAGAAGUACCUGAAAGUCACAUUCACGCCUACGUUAAUUCUCUCUUAAUACCUGGACCAAUGGGGAAAACGAGGUUAGAGAAACAAUUCAAGCUUCUGAGCCAGUCUAAUAUACAACAGUGUGAUUAUUCUGCUGCUUUGAAACAAUGUAACAGAGAAAAAAACAGGACCUCAUCCAUCAUUCCAGUGGAAAGAUCUAGAGUUGGUAUUUCAUCAUUAUCUGGUGAAGGUACAGACUACAUUAAUGCUUCCUAUAUUAUGGGUUAUUAUCAAAGUAAUGAAUUUAUUAUUACCCAGCAUCCCCUGCUACAUACUAUCAAAGAUUUCUGGAGAAUGAUAUGGGAUCACAAUGCUCAGAUAAUCGUCAUGCUUCCAGAUAGCCAGAAUAUGGCUGAAGAUGAAUUUGUGUACUGGCCAAACAAAGACGACCCUAUCAAUUGUGAGAGCUUUAAAGUCAGUCUGAUUUCUGAAGAACACAAAUGUUUGUCAAAUGAAGAAAAGCUUAUUAUCCAAGACUUCAUUCUAGAAGCUACACAGGAUGACUAUGUUCUUGAAGUCAGGCAUUUUCAGUGUCCGAAAUGGCCAAAUCCAGAUAGCCCUAUUAGUAAAACAUUUGAACUUAUAAAUGUAAUCAAAGAAGAAACUUCCAACAGAGAUGGACCCAUGAUUGUGCAUGAUGAGCAUGGAGGAGUGACAGCAGGUACUUUCUGUGCAUUAACAACACUCAUGCAUCAGCUAGAAAAUGAAAACUGUGUGGAUGUUUAUCACGUAGCUAAGAUGAUAAAUUUGAUGAGGCCCGGAGUCUUCACGGACAUUGAUCACUAUCAAUUUCUGUACAAAACUAUUCUCAGUCUUGUUAGCUCAAGGCAAGAAGAAAAUCCUUCAGUAUCCAUAGACAGUAAUGGCUCAGCUUUACCAGAUGGCAAUGCAGCUGAAAGCUUGGAAUCUUUAGUUUGACUACAAAUGGAACACGACAAAUGAUGAUUAUCCAGAGCUGGAAUUUCAGUAUUGUUGCUUUCCCUUUAAAAAAAUAAAAUUAUGUUGCGGGGAGGGAAUGGGGAGAAUUGUCCAGCAAUACAGAUAAUUUUUGUAUUUCCCUUAUUCAAACCAACAGUUGUUGCAUAUGACUUUUACUGCUGAACUUAUAUCAUUAACAAUGUGUGCCUUUUUGAAAAUUUCUUGUUAUACAGUUAGUUAUGUUUGGACUAAUUUGAUUGAACUUUAUUACUGUGUUUCUAAAAAUGAAGUUGUGGUCUCUUUUACAGUAUUAGUUUUCAAUUUCACUGGCUUUAUUUUAACUUAAAAUUUUACCAUAACUAUAGAUGCUAAGGGUUCUCUGCAACAAACAUGUCAUGUUUUAGUAUCCAGUUUACUUGUUAUUUAUAGCAUUCUUUACAUUUGCUAGAAAUAUAAAACUUUUAAUAUGGUAGAAUGUAAAUAUAAUAUUCUUCUCUAUAAUAUUCAACGUUCUAAGAUUUUGGUAGAUAUUUAGAAUAGCUGAUACUUACUGUAAAUAUUUCUAUAGUGAUUCCAUGGACCAAAUUUAUAUUUAUAAUUGUAGAUUUUUAUAUUUUACUACAGAGUCAGUUUUCUAGUUCUGUGUAAUUGCAUUGUUAAAAUUAUGUAGUUCAGUACCUGUUUUUUUAAUUUUAACAAAACAUUUUCUGAUAUAUUAUUAUGCAUCCUAAGUAAGUAACCAUAUCUCUGCAUGCAGUUUUAACUUUUGUGGGAAAUUGAAAUAUACCCAUUUUGAAAUAAGAAGUUUCUAUGAAAAUAACACCUGUACUCAGCACUGUUCAAACUGUUUUUACCCAAGACAUUGCAAAAAUAAAUAUCAGUAUUCCAGACUGUG
This is a messenger RNA of Hemicordylus capensis (graceful crag lizard), 8418 nucleotides long. It is a transcript of the gene PTPRZ1, whose product is annotated as protein tyrosine phosphatase receptor type Z1. Gene Ontology annotation, molecular function: protein tyrosine phosphatase activity; protein binding. Bases 615 to 7523 code for a protein of 2302 amino acids. The transcript is spliced from 30 exons. Lineage: Eukaryota; Metazoa; Chordata; Lepidosauria; Squamata; Cordylidae. The record is from RefSeq and is a predicted model, not a curated record. Gene Ontology annotation, biological process: peptidyl-tyrosine dephosphorylation.